Eurytemora carolleeae is the source of this 1442-nucleotide messenger RNA. RefSeq lists its product as uncharacterized. The transcript is spliced from 7 exons. NCBI's taxonomy places the organism in Eukaryota, Metazoa, Arthropoda, Copepoda, Calanoida, Temoridae. The record is from RefSeq and is a predicted model, not a curated record. Bases 24 to 458 code for a protein of 144 amino acids.
UGAAGGCAGUUGGAUCAAUUUUCAUGAAAAUUUUACUCCUAAUAUUAUUUUCUUUCUUAAAGGAUGGGGUUAACUCUGAAGAGAAAAAAGGUGGGAUCAGUACUGAAGAAGAUGGUAAUGCUGAAAAUGAUGACGACCUUGUUCAUCAGGAAAAACCAGAGAGUUUUCUGGGAGAACUGCAACAACAUUUUGAGGACUGGGCACACGACUUGAUAAUACCUCAAAAUGGAACCUUUCAGAGAGAUCUUUAUGAUACCAUCAAAAAUAACUUCAAAUAUAUUAAAUUGUUUCUGAAGAUAAUACGCGGGGGCAUGAGAGUUCUAUACACAGAGAUACGUGAGCUAGUAAUUCAAGAGAUACCUCUAGCUCUAGGAAUGGAAAAUACAUCAAAACAAUUUGGCGUGGAAGAUGAGAAAGAAAAAACUGCAGAUUCUGAAGAGCAUUGGUGGGGUGGAUAAAGAAUCCGUCGGACAAUAAUGAUCCCCUGUAAUGCAGAGAUGAUACUAUGGGUUUCCGAAUAAACAUGAAAAUAAACCAAUGAUUUCUAAAUCAUCUUUGUACACUAUUUUUGAUUUGGUAUGGUAUUACCUAGUAAAACCGUAAAUGUUUCAUUUGCUUGAGUUCGGAAUUUGUUUGUCUCGCCUGCAUAUUAAAAUAAAUGAAAACUUCCUGUAUACAAAGUAAGUUUUCCCUCUUCACUGUUUAUCAAGCAGAAAUGUUACAGAAAUAUUACUGGUUAAAUAAACAAACGUUUACUUGAAUGCGGGCACCAUAGGUUCAGCAGAAGUAAAUAUUUCCAUUUACUGUUAGCGCCGAUUAAAGGAUUCAUAACUCUAAUUGGAUAAUGAGAUAGAUAGAAAGAUAGAUGAAAUGUUACAGAAAUAUUACUGGUUAAAUAAACAAACGUUUACUUAAAAUAUUCUCACACGUAACUUUAUUUUGAAAUAAGGUACAGGGUUACCCACAAAAGACGAGACUUCAGAGACGGCUUAACGAAUAAUUAUUCCGUCUUUUUCUACAUUCUUUGUCAAAUCAGUUACAGUGAUUACUCUAAUAUAGAAAGACGACUUUUCAACAAUACUUCAGAGUAUUUCAUGUUUUUACAAAGCAUAAAGUUUUACUAGACCAUCAUUGAAUUACUGAUGGAGUGAAAUGGGUUUGUUAGCACUUCACAGGUUCUGUGUCCUAUGCUCAUCAGGCUAUUUAAAGUCAUAACUUAUUUCCAAAUGUCGUCUUCCUAUUUCAGAGUUUUCUAGUUAUCACUGUUAUUAUACCAAUUAAAGUCUAAAUCAAAGUCUGAAGACCAAGUUAAAGCUUCAAUUCGACAGAAUAAAGGAUUAUUAGAUCGUUUUUAAAGUCCCAUCCUAUGUGGGGUCAGCCCUGUAUUUCAACCAAGACGUUCUCAAAGUCGUUUCUUAGUUCCAUGUUUUUGGGACACUCUG